Messenger RNA from Amoebophrya sp. A120, 742 nucleotides. Lineage: Eukaryota; Dinophyceae; Syndiniales; Amoebophryaceae. The record is from the annotation of a GenBank genome assembly.
AAGGAACACCAGGAGGCUGCAACAGUUUCAUCCGGAGCAAGCGCGCCUCCUGUAGUACCGGAAAUCACUGCCGAACACCAAGGAGGAGCCGCAAGUCUUUCUUCGCACGUAAAAUCGUCGAGCGGAAACUACAAAAUCGGAAGAUCUGCUAGUUCAGCACCACGAGGACACAAUCAGCCACGACAAGUGAAUGCAAGUCGCUCGUCCACGACACCUUCCAACAACGCUCCACGACCUGCCCGUCAACAUUUGGUCCUCGAACAGAACGCAAUCGAGCAGGAUGGAGACGUCUUCUACACAGGAAAAGAAGAUUUUUAUGCCGACGCAGUAGAUCAUAGACAUAGUCCUACUCCUACAGCCCUGCAUUUAUUCGAACCUACUACGGGCGAAGAGGACGCUGCUCUUGGCGGCGACGAAGACUUUGAAGAAUCUUCCGGCUCGGCAGAAGAGGAAGCAGAUCCCAGCACCAGCGGAAAAGCCAUGAUUUCCUCUUUACAAGAACUGUAUGUCGCGCAGCAAUCCGGCACCGGCGCUAACCACCCGCUUGAACGAAGCCCGAUCACCAACGCAACCCAGCUUGCGGAGGAGGUCAAGGCCGAGAUGCGAUUCUGUUGGGAGAACUACCGAAAGCAGGCCUGGGGCUACGACGAAGUGUUCCCAGUGACCGGAGGCGGCCAGAACCCGCUCGGGGGACUCGGGGUUACCAUCGUGGACAGCUUGGACACCUUGUACUUAAUGGGGC